CCAGAGAGGGGGAACCUCGUUUACCGGCUUUGUGGUUUUCAUCCCUUCUCAAGUUUUAAUUACACCUACUAACUGAGUCCACACAACUGAUGAUGCUCGUCUCUGGACACUGAUUUCAGCUCCAUUUAUUCACCAAACCGAUCAUAUGUACAUAGAAGAAUACAUUGAAGAAGAUGAGGAACCACCUUUGCUGCUCAGCUCUUGUCCUUCUCACGGUGCUUGGCUGUGGUGGGACUGCAGCAGUGCAGUGUCGGUGGGGGGAAGGGUGUGUGUGUCUGCAAUGCCCUGCUGGCCAGGAGCCAUCCAAGGCUUGUGGGCAGAUCCAAAGUCCGACAGAGGAAGUGCAGUGUCGAUUGUGCCCGACUGGAAGCUUUUCAAAUGCGACCGACUCUGCACUCUGCCGUCCACACGCCUCCUGCAAGAUCCUCGGCCGUAAGGUUGCAACCCCUGGCACUGUGACUUCUGAUGCCGUCUGUGGAGACUGCCUGCCUGGGUUUCACUCCACUGCCACAGGGGAAGUUUCCACCCAAAGUCCCUGUGUGAAAACAUCUUUGCAUGUCAGAACGGUCCGUACAGUAGGCAAAGGUCCAUCCAGCGGUGCAGGAGGGCCGGUCAACGGCACAGUGGUACGCAGCGCUGAGGAGAAGACGGCGGAAUACGCUGUGUUUGCUUUGGUGCCCAUCUUCUGCGUGAUGGGCCUGUUGGGUAUCCUAAUCUGUAACAUCCUGAAGAAGAAGGGAUACCGCUGCUCUGCUGACAAGGAAGGAGGGGAUGAAGAAACUGCCACACCACAGAAAGAAGGUAACAGUUGUCCCUACAUAUCUGACGACUUGAAUGAAGACACCAUCAGUGUUCUGGUUCGCCUCAUCACUGAGAAGAAAGAAAAUGCUGCUGCACUAGAGGAACUGCUGCUGGAGUACGAGAGCAAACAGAUGGCCAUGAGCAAAGGCUCGUCAAUCAAGUUCCCGAUGCUGUCUCCCCUGUCCCCGUUCCGCUCCCUCCCCAGGCUGUGCCCCCAUCAGUCCCACCUCCACACUAUCUCUGGCCUCUCCGGCCUGGCCCCAAAACACGGCUACCGCUGCACCCGCUGUGCCCAGAGAAAGUGGCCCCCUAUCCUCAUACCUCCCCUGGAUUCCCUGAAAGAUCCCCUGAAGCCCCCCCAGACCCUCAUCCUGCCCUCCCUGAACACAUCCACCGACCAGCAGAAGAGACCCCUGCUGGGGGGAGUGUUUGUCGACACCCACCAUACGCAAGCUGCCGUGCCAAAUACUGUACAGGAGAAAGUGGAAGGGAGUGAAGUGAAGGAGAGGAAGGAGGGAGAGCUGACUGUGUUGUCUGUGGGGAGAUUUCAAGUUGCUCAGAUCCCUGAGCAGAAGCCCAUCACCGUGGAGACUAAAACAUCAUCCCAGGAGCAACGAAACUCCCUGUUCGGAGGGAAACCCUUCUGCUCUUCUUCAUCAUCUGGAGUCAGGAGGUGAAGGAACAGAGAGAAGGUGUAUGAUAACGCUACCUCGCUGAAGAUGACCUCAUCAUUCGCUGAUGACUUGACAGCUGGCAGGGAGGGUGACAACGAGAAACCACAAGAGCCACCUCCUGCUGGAAGAAGUUGUUUCUAUUCACGCGAUAAGAGGAUUAUAAAUGUAUUUAUUAUUACAUAAAAAAAAACAUUUUACUUUACAGAUUUACCAUUAUGGAAGUUCAACUCAAAUCACUCACUCAUUCACUGUCCCAAUACAAAGAGAAAGUUCUUUUGUUGGAUACACACGGGGGGCAGGGUGGAGAGUAUAGUGUUGUGAUAAGGUUGUCAACACCUGACACUAAAAGGGAGGAUGAGAAGGAGUAAACAAAAACAAAACAAACAAAAGUUUGGAUCAUAAAAAAUGCACUCUUAGCCCCUGUAUUUGUGCUUCCAUGUAAAAAAAAACAGACACGGGGUAAAACACACAUGCAGUACAUGUAGACAUGCACAUCUAGAUGUACUCACUUACACUUAUACACCCAUUAUAUUAAAUGCACAGUCUUUCUUGUGAACAACGAAGUGAGGACAAAAACACUGUGGAAUACUUUACUGUCAAAAAGACAAAGAGCAGUGAGACUGAAACAAACAUUUAUCUUCACUUCAGUGUAAAAAAGAGGAAUGGAAGGAAAGGAAGGUUUUCAUUACCAACCGACUCAGCAAAUCUGGCUCGGCUGAAAUAAAAACCUCUAUAAUUCUGUAUUCUUCAGACGACACUUGAUGAAAGACUACAGUAGCACCACUACUAAGUAUUAUAAAAAAAAUUCUAAAAGUCAAUAUCAUUUUGAUGUUUUAACUAUUUUUCAUAAGUUUAGUGAUAUAGCUUCUCUUCUUCUGCUCACGUAGGAACUGCCAGUGAGUUGAGGUUUUAGACCUUGGAGAUGUUGAAUGUAGUCUUAACAGAAGAAGCUUGGUGCAUGCACAGAGGUCAAUUCACUCAGUGAACCUUUGAGAGUUUGAGAAACACUGCACCCACAGUCAGCAUUGAUCACAUUUCUAACUUUUAGCUCUUUACACUAUCCAAGUAGGUGAUCAGGGGCCAAAAUGUGUUCUUUCACGGGUCCCUAUACUGUAUCACAACCUUUUUUUAUUUAUAUAUUUUUUUUUUCACAACACUGCAUCCCAAUGGCAGUUAGAUGCUACAAUUGUCAUUUGGGUCCUGGGGUGAAAAUCUAGAUGAGUAGGUAUAACUUUUGUAGAAUAGAACAUGUAAAUGAAUGUAUAUAUGUAAAUAUGGGUGGGUAUAGAGAAACAGACCAUAUCUGGCUUUUAUAAUUUUUAGCAUACAGUUUGUAUGAGGUGAUCCACACUGCACCAAUAAGUGACAUUCGUAAUCCAUGAAUCAAAAACUGGUAAACUCUGUCACACUAGUGUGUAUAUAAGGUGAACUGCUGGUUAGAAUCAGCAUGACAUGUAUGAUUUUUUUCACCAUUUGAAAGCAACAUUUCAGUGUUUUCUUCUUCUUUUGCAAAACUGUUACGGUUUUCCAUUCUAAUCAUGAACUUUUAAAGUCCUCAACAUAUACACACACACACACACACAUGCAAUAGCCAGACUCCAGUUAUGCGAUCUCAAUAACUGUAAGAAAGUACUCCCAUACACACACAUACACAUACACACACACAUAUUUAUUUUUUAUUGUUUAAUUAAAGAAACCAACCAGUGGCUGCAGAGGAUUAGUGGUUGAGAUGCCUCAAAGUCAUGCAGCUCAGUUGGCUUCGGUUUACAUCCUUAUGGGUUUUAAAGAGUGUACUAUAAUCAUAGAGGUUUUUUAGCUACUCAUUUUCAUAUUUUCUUAUUAUGUUGCUACGAGGAAUAUGACAACAUGUCUGGAGGACUGGAUAUUUAUUGGUUGCAACAGUUACAUGUUUUUAUUUGAUCUGUUUUUAUUACUAUCAUUAGGAUUAUUAUUUUAUGUUUUCAAGCUGAAGUGCUGGUAGGAAGGACAGAUAAAAACAAAAACAUUCAUCUCAUCAAGUUUGUAGAUUGCAUUUAUAAUAUUACAUUUUUCUGUA
Molecule: messenger RNA, 3531 nt
Organism: Morone saxatilis (striped sea-bass)
Lineage: Eukaryota; Metazoa; Chordata; Actinopteri; Moronidae
Gene: relt
Product: RELT TNF receptor
Exons: 11
Coding region: 174-1478 (434 amino acids)
Biological process (GO): apoptotic process
Source: RefSeq, a predicted model, not a curated record